Molecule: messenger RNA, 159 nt
Organism: Monoraphidium neglectum
Lineage: Eukaryota; Viridiplantae; Chlorophyta; Chlorophyceae; Sphaeropleales; Selenastraceae
Exons: 1
Source: RefSeq, a predicted model, not a curated record
CUUCCAGCCGGGAGCGAGAUCGAGAUUCCCGGGGGCCUGUGCAAGCAGCUGUCGGACCUGGAGGAGCGGGUGAAGCUCGCGACGCUGGAAGUCGAGCAGGCGGGCGCCGAGAGGGCGGAGAUUGCGGCUGAGAUCCUGUCUGCGGGGCGCCAGGCGUGA